GCUUCGAAAAUAAAGUUUUCUAAUUUCCUGAACACCUUCCAUUGGUUUACAUUUCGCCUGGCUCCUGAUUUUCUCACAAAUAGUAAAAACUUGUUGAAAAAAUUCAAAACAUUCAGUAAAAUAAUCCUAAAGCCGAGAAAGGUCACAAUCUGAUUAUUUUCACGCGCUCAAUUGUGAAUCAAAGAAACGUUAGCGGUGGCGAAUUUGCGAAGCCCGAAUAAGAAGGCCAAAAAUCAAUAAGCGUGUACAAAUUGUAAACACGGCAAGCCCUCGACCAGCCUCUCUCGGUUUCUCUCUGCGGAACCACCCCUGCCACCAAUCCUCCAGUUCCAGUCUCAGUCCCAGUGAACUGUGACCGCCAGCUGCCCGAAGGGAAAAGCCUCAGUCGUGACCGUAAAACCGCAGAAAUCACCAUUAGCCACCGAAAUGAUUACCAACUUUGCGCUGCCUCUGCUGCUGAUGAUCGCGGGAGCAGCAGCCACCGCGGAGCAGGUGGAGUACCUCAAUCCCCAUCCACAGCCAUCUUCGCCAGCGGAGCACCGACUUAGCAAACGAAUGGAUCUGGAAGUGUGCAUAGGUCACUUUGAUGUGCAUAAGAACACGAUAAUCCGAACCGGAGAGUCGCAGGCGAUUGGAGGCAAGUACCUCCAGGGUCUCGAGUUGGACAGUAUCGAGGAGUGCGAAAGGUUGUGCUGCGAGACGGUCGCCUGUGAUGUGUACAUCUUCGAGCGGAAGGCCGGUGGCUAUUGCUACCUCUUCGAGUGCGGGCCUCCGGAAGAUUUCCGCUGCAAGUUCACGCGGCACGCCAACUACACGAGUGCCGUUCUGAACCCUCAACCGAAGCUGGCCAGCGAGUUGGUCAGCACUCCGCGUCCGCAGUUGCCCCACAUCCCCAGCAAUAAUGUGUCGCAGCAGGAAUGGGAGCUGAGCAAUCUGAAGUUGAAGCCGGAAGCGAGGGACAAGCCCACAGUUUCCACCGCCGCGGUGGUGGCUCCCACAUUGGGAACGGGUGUGGGAGUGGCUGUGGGCCAGUCGGCAGUUUACCCAGCUCAAAGCGCCCCCGCUGCGCUUUGUGGUCGCUUCCAGUUCACUUGCCAUUCCGGAGAGUGCAUCGCGGUCUACAAUGCCUGCGAUGGAAUACCCCAGUGUGAGGAUGGAAGCGACGAGGGACCGGAAUGCAACGCCGUAUCGUCGGCGGCCACAAAAUCGGGCAGUAGCAGCAGCAGCAGCAGCAGCAGCAAUCUGGAGCCCGCGAAGCCCAUGGUUCAGCAAUAUCUGCCUGUGCAGAACGUGCAACAACAGUUGCAGGUCGUGGCCCAGCAGCAGCAACAGCAGCAACAGCAGCAGCAGCAACAGCAACAGCAGCAACCACAACAUGUCUAUGUUUUGGGUCCGCCACCAACACCGCCGCCGCCACCGCCCAUGGUGAACAAUCGGGAAGAUGCUGCCGCCCGGGCCAACCGCAAGAUGAUUGCCGAGGGGCAGCAGCAACAGGAACUGCCACUGCCACAGCAGCAACAGCAACUGCAACAGACGCUUCAGCAGAAGGCCGAGAUCAUAAGCACUGAUGAGCAGAGCCACAUAUUCAGCCACAAAGGCGGCCUCCAACUGCAGCAGCCGGCGAGCGGACAGGGGCAGAUCCAGGGAGCGGCGCCGGUUCAGGUUCAGGGGCAAUCAACACCGCUCCAAUUGCCCGGCUACGAUGGCAAUCAAGCUGUGUACGGCAUGUCGCUACCACGCUCCGGAAUUUAUUUGCCACAGCAGCAACAGCAGGCCCAGCAGCAACUCCAGGUGCCAUCCAAUGUGGCGUGGCCCCCACAGACGCCGCUGGCCCCGCAGCAGCAACUGUUGCCGGUGCAGCAGCAACCAUCGCUGAUACCGCAGCCAUCUGGUCACGUCUAUGCUGCUGCUCCAGGCAUCCAAUCCCAGCCAGCUGUGCAGCAGGCCAUGCUGCCUGUCCUGAAUGCAGCACCUGCGGCUGGCAAAAAUCAGGGCCCAGCGGUGGACGGGGACUACGAGGACUACGAUGACGAAACGUUCACAGAGGCGCCAAAAAAGAAGCAGCACAAGCACAAGAAGGUCAAGGCGAAGACGGCCAAGGAUCCCAUUGAACUGGCCCUGGAGCAGAACAAGCAACAGCAGGAAGCUCUUCCCGUGCCCGUUUCUCCGGUGCACGAGCAGUACAAGAUGAUCCACGAGAACCUGGCGAUGGAGUUCCGGGACCACGACGGUCACUCGGAGCGCCCCGGAGGAGCAGUCCUCUCGCUCACCCUGGGUCUGCUGGUGACCGCCGCUCUGGCCAUUCUCAUCGGAUGCCGGAUGCGAACGGUGAGCCGGAGGGCACGACGACUGGGCGGCAAGACGCCCUAUUCGCAGGAGGCCGACUUCCUGGUCAACGGCAUGUAUCUCUAAUUUUCGAGAUGCCUGCGGGUGGGACGGGGGCUGGCCAAGAUUCUUUGUGUUGUUCCACGUGCGGCAGCGUGCAUAUAUUUAUGUUCAAUAGUGUAAUGGGAAACAUAUUUUAUAUAAACAAAGAUGUAUCGAAUAAAAUUAAAACUUAAAGUAA
This is a messenger RNA of Drosophila takahashii, 2566 nucleotides long. RefSeq lists its product as uncharacterized. Gene Ontology annotation, molecular function: protein binding. The record is from RefSeq and is a predicted model, not a curated record. NCBI's taxonomy places the organism in Eukaryota, Metazoa, Arthropoda, Insecta, Diptera, Drosophilidae.